AAAAAUGAAUUAGGUAAUUGUUAAAAAAAAGGUAAAAUUUUGUUUUUACUUCGCAGCCUCCGAACAAAAAUCUGUAAACACUGCCAUAACUCUGCAUUCAAUUAAUUUUUAUGAAACAUUUUUUUGUUUCAAUAUAAUGGAUGAUGACUUUUAUUUUGAGGAGGACGCUGAUUUGUUAAACGAUGUAACUUUUGGAUUGUGUGACAUAGAAUCCAAUGAAGAUUGGGAAACACAGCAUGAAAGAGUUUCCAAAUAUCUUGAAAUUGAAUACGAAAAUGUCAAAAAACAGUUACCAUUGAAAGUAUCAACUAAAGAACAUUUACUUAAAGGAGAUGAUUACGAAGAUGAAGAACAAAAUGAUGAGGAGGAUGUAAUAAUUGGCAAUAGCAUAUCUCAGCUUGGUUUAGAUGAUGAUAAAGAGUUUAUAGUCAAAGCUUCUCAUCGUUCAAAAAGUAUUGAGUUUGCAGAGAGCCAAGAAUCUUGGAUGUCACCACCUAGAUUAAAAAAUCGAAACUCUAUAGAUGAGCUGAUUUCACCUGGAGAAGGAAUAUGGGCAUCACCAUCAAGAGAAGUUUUAGAAGGUGAACCUAUUUUUCAUGAUAUGCAAAGAAAAGAAGGAGAAGACAUUAUAAAGAAAUUGUUUGGUGGACACAAUAUUGUAGCUGGUUGUCGAGGUGAUCAAGCACCUAUGACUAAUGUUAUUCAUGCAAAAGAUCUAGAAAAUGAAUUAAAAUCAUCAGAUAAACAAAAUACACCAUCUAAUCAUCCAAGACCAUACAAUGAGCUUCCAUAUAACAUGUCACCAUUUAGUACAGCAAUGCCUUCAUUUGGAAACCUUUUAAACAGCAUGGAUUACAGUGGUAAGAUAGGACCAUAUCCAUACCCUGUUGAUCAAUUUCAAAUGUCCCCAUUUAUGAUGAUAAACAAACCACUUAUGUUAGGAGGUUUCCAAUCUCCAGCUUUGUUAGGUGCUCCACCAGUCUUUUCUCCUCAUAUAAUAGCUCAAAAUCCAUUUCUUUAUGAUCCAGUUGCAAUGCACAUGAAUGCUACUCUGAACCGGAGAAAUUAUAAUGGUAGAGAAGGAAGUUUAUAUCAAAAUUAUCAUAGAAGUAGUCAACCUUGGAAGAAAUACAAUGAAACUGACUAUGAUGAAGAUGAUUUUUUUGUAAAAAUGAAUGCUUCCCAAAUGAUGUCAGCAAAAGAAAAAGAGUGGAUUUUUAAAAUAAGUCUCAUGAGUAUACUUAGUGGUGACUGCAACAUUUCUGAUUUUUAUUUUAUAUCUUAUAUGGAACAUAAACAGUUAAAAAAGUCCCAAGAUAAACAAACUAACAAAAGCAGUAGCGAUGAAGAAGAACUUUGUGAAAAUCUAGAGAAAACAAAGCAACUUUUAAGUUAUAAAAGCAUGCAUUCUAAAGAAAGUUACAAACCUGUAAAGUUUGAGGGUUCAUUGGGAAAGCUUUCUAUAACUUCUGUGCACCAUCCACGCCAAAUUAUGGAUUUAGCUUCCUCAGAACAAGAUAGUCAGAUUUUAACAAAAAUGCCUGAAUUAUCAAAGAAAAAAUUUCUUAUGUUUGGUCUUAUUGAAAAGAUGUAUUCCAUUUAUCUUUCUCUGAGUGAUUUGACAAGAAGUUUAUUAGAUUUGGAGCCUGAGGAGCAAGAAUUAGUUCUUCAAAAACGAAGUGAAAAAAUAACACAAAUAUUUUGUAUGAUGAAGAUUGGCUUACACAAUACUGAUAAAGAAAGUGAUGCUGAACAUUUUUUAAACCUUAUGUCGAUUUCAAAAGCACGAAAGUUACUUCCCAGAAUCUUCUUACUCUUCAACCAGGUUCAAUGCGAGUCUUUAACAGUGGCUCUUAUACAUUUUUUGCCUCCAUUACUAAAGAAAGAUACUAAAGAGCAGGCAUUUUUGUCAUUGGUAGAAAAAAUAAGAAUCAUUCUCGCUAAAAGUAAAGAAACUUUCAAAAUAAAAUGCAUUCGUUUAUUAAGAAAAGUUAGCUUAAAAAUAAUUUUAUCUUACCAGUUUAGUUUGCAGUUGUUAACAAUCGUUCUUAAAUCAUUUACCAUUCGUGACCCUGCAGUGAAUUUAGAUUGGAUAUAUUAUGAAAAUGAAGUCCCAAAAGUAUUAAAAGAACUUGAUGAAGAUCUUGCAAUAAGAAAUCAAUCUGAUAUUUUAUCACUUAAAAUUUUACUAGGUAUUUAACAGUUGCUGAUUAAACUUGAAGAAUAAAUUGUCUAAAUUUUCUAUUUUUCUAUUUUUUCCGAAUGUUACUGUUACAGUAAACUUUUUCACAAGUAAAAUGAUCAAUUAUUUUUAAA
Hydra vulgaris (swiftwater hydra) is the source of this 2316-nucleotide messenger RNA. RefSeq names its product protein PAT1 homolog 1. Gene Ontology annotation, biological process: P-body assembly; deadenylation-dependent decapping of nuclear-transcribed mRNA. Gene Ontology annotation, molecular function: RNA binding. NCBI's taxonomy places the organism in Eukaryota, Metazoa, Cnidaria, Hydrozoa, Anthoathecata, Hydridae. Gene Ontology annotation, cellular component: P-body. The record is from RefSeq and is a predicted model, not a curated record.